Molecule: messenger RNA, 1605 nt
Organism: Linum tenue
Lineage: Eukaryota; Viridiplantae; Streptophyta; Magnoliopsida; Malpighiales; Linaceae
Source: the annotation of a GenBank genome assembly
GGCAGUUUGAAAUGAGGGCAGCCCGCUAAAGAUAAAAUAACCUAGCGGAGCUUGACUGCCUGUGGACUGAGUUUGGGAGCUUCUGCGCUGCGAGAGCUUAAACCAGCUAAUUGAAGUUUCCGCUUCUUGGUUACGGCUUUGCAGCAGAAUUCUCUCGACCUCUCAGAGCUGUGGACUUUCACCCCGUAAUCUCGAUUUCAUAAGCAUUGUGAAGCUAGGGUUUUGGGUUCUCCGUCAUCCAUGGAGGCGGUGGUGAUAGACGCUGGAUCCAAGCUCCUGAAAGCCGGUACCGCCGUCCCGGACCAAGCUCCACCAAUGAUAAUUCCCACGCAAAUGAAGCGCAUGCUCGAGGAAGGAUCAGCAGCUGAUAGUCCAGUAGUUGAGGAUUUUACAGUUGACCCAGUGGUUCGAGGUUGCAUAAAAGAUUGGGAUGCUAUGGAGGAUUUGCUGCAAUAUGUUCUGUACACAGGUCUUGAAUGGGAAGAAGGAAAUGAAGGGCAGGUUUUGUUUACUGAUCCGCUUUUCACACCAAAGCAGGCUGUUAAAGAGCAAUUGGUCCAGUUGAUGUUUGAAACAUUUAAUGUGUCUGGAUUCUAUGCAUCUGAACAAGCAGUCUUGUCUCUCUAUGCAGUUGGGCGUAUCUCUGGAUGCACAGUUGACAUUGGUCAUGGGAAAAUAGAUAUUGCGCCUGUACUUGAAGGUGCUGUGCAGCAGAUAUCCUCCAAAAGGUUUGAAAUUGGGGGACUUGACUUGACGAAGUUACUGGCUCAAGAAUUGGCCAAGUCGAAUCCCACGGUUAAUCUCAAUAUUUCUGAUGUUGAGAAAAUUAAAGAAAAGUACUCUUGUUGUGCCGAAGAUGAGUUUGCUUACAGGAAAACACAAGAAACGAAUGAGAUAGAGCAGCAUACACUUCCUGAUGGCCAGGUGAUAAGUAUUGGAAAAGAAAGAUAUACUAUUGGCGAGGCUUUGUUCCAACCUGUCAUAUUGGGGCUUGAGGCACAUGGAAUUGUUGAGCAACUUGUCCGUUGUAUUUCAACAGUUUCUUCUGAUAAUCAUCGGCAGCUUCUGGAAAAUACUGUGCUUUGUGGUGGCAUAACUGCUAUGCCUGGAUUCGAAGAUAGAUUUCAGAAAGAAGCUGGAUUAUGCUCUUCAGCUAUUCGUCCUUCACUUGUCAAGCCUCCAGAGUAUAUGCCGGACAAGCUGACGGAGUUUUCAGCAUGGGUGGGAGGUGCUAUACUUGCCAAAGUUGUGUUUCCUCAAAAUCAGCACGUUACUAAGGGAGAAUAUGAUGAAACUGGACCAUCCGUCGUUCAUCGAAAGUGUUUUUGAGACCUUCGUUGGUUUGUCAUAGCUCCUCCUUGUGCUACCAUGUAUGUUUGAUGUGUCUAGAUUCACAGAAUUACCCAUUGGGGCUGCCUGCAGCAAACUACAGCUGUCGCCUGUUGGAUCUAUGCCAAUAGAAUUCUGAGAAUCUUAACCUUGUAACAAAACUUAUCGAAAUCUUCAACCUCUGUAAUAGGCUGUAACAAUAUUGCUGUGAAGUUGGUUCCUAUGACUCACUUCUCUAAUCCUGAAUGGACCAAAAAAGAGUCCCAUUAGUUCAUA